Molecule: messenger RNA, 1629 nt
Organism: Cyphellophora attinorum
Lineage: Eukaryota; Fungi; Ascomycota; Eurotiomycetes; Chaetothyriales; Cyphellophoraceae
Product: Sugar transporter STL1
Exons: 3
Coding region: 1-1629 (542 amino acids)
Biological process (GO): carbohydrate transport; transmembrane transport
Cellular component (GO): membrane
Molecular function (GO): carbohydrate:proton symporter activity
Source: RefSeq, a predicted model, not a curated record
AUGGCGCCUUCCCUACUUGACAAGCAGUCCCAAGUGGUCUUCUUCUCAGCCACGGCUAUAGCACUAUAUGGCUACGACCAGGGGAUGAUGUCCCUCAUAAACACCAACAACGACUAUCUCUCGACCAUGGGCAUCGCCGAGGAAGAUCCACUCGUUGGUGUGAUCGUUGCCGUCUACUAUCUUGGAUGCACCGUUGGCGCCAUCCUUGCUUCCUGGCUCUCCAACACGCACGGCCGGAAACUUUCAAUUAUUGUCUGCCUCACCACCGCUAGCAUCGGCAACCUCAUCAUGUUCCUCGCCGGCUACAACGGCAUGUCUGGCGCGAUAUACGUCAUGCUCAUCGGACGCAUCGUCAUGGGAUUAGGCCUCUCCGAAGACGACGCUCGCGGCACGGCCCUAGCACAAGAAUUCCAAGCCAACAUCUUCGGCCUAAACAUGGCCUUCAUCGUGAACCUCGCCUUGACCCACAACUUAGGCAAAUUCAACCAGUGGGCCUGGCGCAGCCCGAUCAUCAUCAUGCAAGUCUUUCCCGCAGUCAUGAUGGCGGUGGCAGGCCUCCUUCCCGAAACACCUCGUUGGUACGUUCUACACGAAAAGCCCGAGAAGGCAGAGAAAUCCAUUGCGAAAGUCUGGGGCCAAGACGCCGUGGACGAGCGCAUCAAGUCCUUGAAAGAAGCCCACGAGAAGGAACUCGAGGACGGCUCCGGCAAACUCACCUACGCCGAUCUGUGCCUGCCCGGCCGCGACCAGUUCCACCCCACGGUCAUCACCGUCAUGGGCCAAGUCAACCAGGCCCUGACGGGCUACGGAGCUGUGAGCGUCUACGGCCCACAGAUCUUCGAACUCCUCGGCUUCCAAGUCACUGACGCCGAGUACCUGACCAUGGGCAACUACCUCUUCUAUUUCGGCAUGAUGACUCUGGCUUGGAUCUUGAUCGACCGCAAAGGCCGUCGCUGGCUGCUCGUGUCGGGCUCAUUCUGGCUAGCAGUUUCAUUCGCUCUGCUGACCCUGCUCGGCGGCCUGGCCUCCAAUCGCGGUAGUCUCGGCAUUCCGCUCCUGGCGACCGGCGUGCCCGGCAUCAUAACGCUCUACCUCGCUACGGCAGCUUUCGGCAUCUGCUGGCUCACUCCGCCCUUCCUCAUUCCCACCGAAAUCUACCCAUCAUCUUGCCGCGCACAAGGCUCAGCUAUCUCGGUGAUCAUCUGGGGACUCGCGAACUUCACGAUCACGCUCCUGACACCCAUCGGCUUCAACAACCUCGAGUACUGGCUCUUCGCGGCGUUCGCAGUCACGAAUGGCUUUGCGGGCGUGUGGACGUGGGCGUAUAUUCCGGAGAGCGGACAUCGGUCGUUCGAGGAGAAUCAGAAGUUCUUUGAAGAGGCGGAGAAGGAGGGGAGCUGGCGCGUGGGGCGUGUCAAGGGAGGCGAGUGGAGGAAUUUGCCGAAUGGGGGUGGUGGGGAAGGUGAUGAGGAGGAGCAGGAUGGUGGAGGGGCAAGGAAGAAGAAUGGCAACGGUGGAGAUGAGAGGAGACACUGCUGGGGAGGAGGGACAGCGAUUGAUCGGGGCUCUGUUGUGGUGCAAGCGAUGUCUCCGCUGGAAGCAUGGAAUCUAAGCUAUGGGAUCACGUAG